Messenger RNA from Cyprinus carpio (common carp), 3767 nucleotides. RefSeq names its product diphosphoinositol polyphosphate phosphohydrolase 1-like. Gene Ontology annotation, biological process: diphosphoinositol polyphosphate metabolic process; diadenosine hexaphosphate catabolic process; adenosine 5'-(hexahydrogen pentaphosphate) catabolic process. Gene Ontology annotation, cellular component: nucleus; cytoplasm. Lineage: Eukaryota; Metazoa; Chordata; Actinopteri; Cypriniformes; Cyprinidae. The record is from RefSeq and is a predicted model, not a curated record. Gene Ontology annotation, molecular function: endopolyphosphatase activity; diphosphoinositol-polyphosphate diphosphatase activity; bis(5'-adenosyl)-pentaphosphatase activity.
GUCCGUGUGCGCCGUGCAGGCUACGCACAUCGCGUAGCGGUUUCGAUAAUGGCGUCUGACUCCGAGAUGCGCUCGGCUUUGGAAAAAUGAAGCGUAGAAGAGAUUAUUUUCAGUGAUUUACGCGGCGCUUAUUUCAAUUCGCGGACUUUGCCUCUUUUGCCGCGCGGCAGGUUCAGGUUGCGAUCUCAGUCGCGACGCCCAGCCCGAGAUGAUGAAGCUCAAGUCGAACCAAACGCGCACCUAUGAUGGAGACGGGUACAAGAAGCGGGCCGCCUGCCUGUGCUUCAGGAACGAGACCGAGCAGGAGGUGUUACUGGUAAGCAGCAGCAGAUAUCCAGACAAAUGGAUCGUACCCGGAGGAGGAAUGGAGCCCGAGGAAGAGCCCAACGUCGCUGCUGCACGAGAAGUCUGUGAAGAGGCUGGUGUUAAGGGCACUUUAGGAAGACUAGUAGGAAUAUUUGAGAAUCGAGAUAGGAAACACAGAACGUACGUCUACGUUCUCAUCGUAACCGAAGUUCUGGAAGAUUGGGAGGAUUCAGUCAACAUUGGGAGAAAAAGGGAAUGGUUCAAAAUCGAAGAUGCCAUAGAAGUGUUGCAGUGUCACAAACCAGUACAGGCCACUUACUUCGAGGCCCUGCAGGAAGGCUGUGUGAACAGUAACGGGACGCCCCUGGUGGCCACGAUAAGCGGAGACCUGUCGCCCACCUACAGCAUUAAUCAGAGCUCGGUCUCUGAUAUCAGAUAACUAAUGAAAAACACAGACACUCCGGAAGCUUCCACCACUCUUGCUCUUACUUUCAUUAUUCUGUUCUUUUGAUUCCUUUUCUUUAAAACACACAAAAACAACGGUUUGCCAAGGCCUUAGAGCACCGAGAAGGUGGAGCAGACAUCAAGUGUUGGCUGAAUAUUCGAAACGAUGUUUUGUAAAUGUUACACUUUAGCUAUUUCCUGUUUAAACCUCUUUUCAUGCGGACUGUUGCAUGAACCCCCGACCCACGUCCUUUUAGCGGCCCAAGUGUGAGAUUAAACGAAAGCAAGAACUACUUUUUACUGUUGUGAUGUAAAAAUAUACACAUGGAGCGUCAGCAUGUGGCUUUCAGUAUUUUUACACAUUAGAUUUCCUCUGCGUGUGUAAGUGUGAACGUGUUUUUCAUUAGGUCUCUUUUGGCGGUUGUGAGAGAAAACAUUUAGUCUUCUAAACGGUGGAACUGUAAGAAAUGAAUAGUUUGCAUGAACACUGGUAUUUAUUUGUCUCAUGAGUUUGUGUGAUGCGAUGAAUGUUUAACUUGUACUUUGUGUUAAAUUGUUGCUCUUAACUUGCCCAUUUUUUAAAAUUUUUUUUUUGUCUUGCCAUCUUGUAAAUAACUUAUGGGUCCGCAAAAACAUAUUUAAUUUAUACUAAUACCUGAUUCGACUGGAGCGCAAUUCUACAAGCGCACACUUUUUUUGAAUCCAGUUCAUUUUUUCCAACCCGCUGAUGUUUGAAGGACUUUGAAUUUAGUAUUGCAAACAUUACAGUGAAUCUUGAGUGUAAUUUGUGCCACUAGCAGCACCAAGUCAUUGUAAAUUAAUUGUUCUGACAUUAUUUUUGCAAUUCGGUUUGGUGCGGCUAGUGAUGUAGAAACGAAACAGUUCCCCUUUAAGCAGACUGUGAUAUAGCGGUGGUAUGGUUUGGCAGGUUGUUGUUUUCUGCAGCACUUUUUAAAAUCAACAUGAAAACAAAAUGGACUCAACUUACUUUUUAACGUAUUUUCCUGGUUUCAUUAAUGCCCCAUAUUGUGCAACUGCAAUCCCAUUAUGGUAUGAAACACUCACUUUUCAAGAUGCAUUCACUUCCAGAUGGAUAGAGGUCUUGUUUCGUUUCUUCCUCACAAUACGUUACACAUUUUAAAGAAGUAAAAAGGGUUGCACAUACCAUGUUGAAUUUAAUAAGUGCCACAGUAGAGAAGAGUGGACAGUUAAAUCAAGAAGUAGCUUGGAAACCCUCUCUAAACUAGAAGAUUCACAAGCAAAAACACAGUGAACUAUUAUAAUGUUAUCUGGCCGUUUCGAAAAUGGAUGCUUUUUUCUACCGUAGGUUCAUAUUGUUUCCAUCAAUAAUGAGCAGUUGAUCUUGGGUAAAAUUUAACCACUUUUUUGUCUUAUGGAGUAUACUGAAAUACACCGGAAUAGUUCACCCAAAAAUUUUAAUUCUGUCAUUAUUUACUCAAGUUUUUUCAAACCUGUAUGAGUUUAUUUCUUCUGUUGAGCACGGAAGAAGAGAUUUUGAAGAAUGUUGGUAACCAAACAGUUGACGGUAGCCUUUGACUUUAAUAAUAUUUUUUUUUUCCAUUCUAAUUUUAUGUAUUUUGUGAGUAAAUAAUUACAGAAUUUUUUUUUUUAAUGCAAUUAUCUCUUUAAGGAAGUAGAAUGUGUUUCUUGUUCAUUUUAGCUGUUUACAUUCAAUGACACCUAAAGAGCUAUUUCAAUGGAGAUGGUUAUAUAGUAUUUCCCUUUUUAAUUUUGCACAAAACUAGCUCUAUAGUCUGCACUAGGGCAGUUUUCACAACAUUUCUGAGGGCACUAAUUUUUUCAUCUUCCCUAAGUAGAUUUGGCCAUUAAUAUUCUUCUGACAUCAGUUGCUGAAGGUGUUUUCUGGCCUUCUGUUUUCUUGGACUUCAAGUCCAGCUGAUGAGGUUUUUGGUUGUUUUAACCUCUCACCCUUUUUAGAAAUGACCAUAUCUUCAUCUAGAAAACAUUUAAACAUCGUCUCUUCUUUUGAAAUGUCAAAUGCGUCUUUGAAGCCGAACUGCACGCUCUGUAAAGCGCUUGGAAAGCAGCAGUUGGCGCAAUACUGUGAAUCUUGAGCCACUGUAGUUAGCGAGAUGUUUUGGUGUCUUUUAACUGCUCUUGUACAGAUCAAAACGUCAAAUUCGAGUGCUUGUUGUGUUGUAUAGAUAUGGUACACGUUAGGUUGGGUGAUUUAUUUCCUUGAGACUGAACCGCAUCGUUUUGCUCCUCCGGGAGUUUUAAGUGCAUUUAUGAUGCAAGAUGCUUGUAAAGGACAUUUUUAAUUCAAGAUUUCUUUUUAUUGUUAGUCGAACUGCAAAGUGAGUAAUGAACCCAAAAUCUAAAAAGUGAAUGAACAUACAUAUUUGUGUUUACAUGCCUUUGAUUAAUAUCUAUCAACACUAAUGUCAUUGAAUUUGCAGCUGAUUGCAAGUCUUUCUCUUUCACUUUCAGUGUAGCAUGUAAUCCCUCAUCUGGACUGUUUUCUUGAUUGAAAUGUGUGAUGGUUAUCCUAAUGUACCCCUCAUUUUCAGUAGCACAGCAGCAUAUAACUUUUCGACUCGUGUAGGAAGUGGAAGAGGCUGCGCUGCGCGUCUGUAGCCCAUCAUUGCUGUGAAUGGUCUUAAGCAAUGUCCUACAAGUCAAGGAUGUGAAAUCUAAACUGCUGCAUUUGAUGUGCAUCACAGACCUUGUGAAAUACCCAUAUCCUUACUGAACAUCUCACGGAAAGCACCUUACAUUUUGCCCUGCUUGUGACUCGGAAUGUAAACUUUUGUAACGUAAAUGAGAGUUCGGCCUGGUAAACAUGAUGUAAUUGGUUUAAAUGGGAUGCUGGAACUGUGACAGAUCUCCCGACACUCCGAAACCAAAGCUGAGAGACUUCAGUUUCACAGCUACACCCUUCACUGGAUUGUUUUGCUUUUCAAUUUUGGGAUUGUGAAAUCAACCAGUAUGAGAAUGUAAUAUAAAUGUGCCAACUAAUAAACACCAGUAUUUCA